UCAAGUUCUUCAUUAAUUAGUGAACUACCACAAAAUCAAAGAUCAGUUAAUUGCAGCAUAGCUCCAAUGAUGACUUCUGAAAGUAAUAGACCUUUCUUCAUUGCAGUUUGCACAGAGGUUAUCUGUGAAUUAGACCCCCUUACUAUUGCUGAACUUUUUGAUGAACUUGAUGACCAAUGGACAUUAAUUGAUGGUUUAGCAAAUGUUCAUGAAGUUGAAUUUAACAAAUCUAUGCUCAUGCCAAUAAUUAUAAGGGGUUGGGACAAGUUCAGAAAUUAUUAUAAUAUAACAUCAAAUCCACUAAUGUCUUUUACAUAUGUAGGAAAUAGUAUAUUCCUGAUCAAACUCUUCAACGGUUCUACACCAAACAAUGAAUAUCCACGAUAUCAUACAUUAACUACUUCAUGUCUUAAAGAUCUUACAUUCGAAGUUGAUAUGCCAGAUACUUCGCCAAUAACUUCUAAAUUGAUUCUACCACCUGCAUUUGGAAUUUUUUUCCAAACCAUAAACCAUGAGUAUCUACGAGUAUGUGGAGGAUCAAAUACUAUAACUAUUUGUAAAUUAGUUUUCAAAAAGGAUGUCAAAAGCAAUACAAGAACUGUGAUUAUUACACGUGGUUGGAGAUCUUUCUGCUUUCACAAUGACAUUUCUCCCAAAAGUCUACUCCAAUUUAAAUGCGACUCAAUUAUGGCCAAAAACAUUAUUUUUGUUCAAAAAGUUUAUAGACGUUAUUAACUACUACUACAAACUAAAUUAUUAUUGUAAUAUUACUUUUAACAUUUA
Messenger RNA from Medicago truncatula (barrel medic), 783 nucleotides. RefSeq lists its product as uncharacterized. The record is from RefSeq and is a predicted model, not a curated record. The transcript has 3 exons. Bases 67 to 735 code for a protein of 222 amino acids. Lineage: Eukaryota; Viridiplantae; Streptophyta; Magnoliopsida; Fabales; Fabaceae.